This is a messenger RNA of Dreissena polymorpha, 1065 nucleotides long. RefSeq names its product thrombospondin-2-like. NCBI's taxonomy places the organism in Eukaryota, Metazoa, Mollusca, Bivalvia, Myida, Dreissenidae. Bases 1 to 1065 code for a protein of 354 amino acids. The record is from RefSeq and is a predicted model, not a curated record. Gene Ontology annotation, molecular function: calcium ion binding. The transcript is spliced from 6 exons.
AUGUCGGGACUAGCUAUUAUCCCAAGGUCCCUUAGUGCUCUCGAAAUAUCGUCCUUUGACAGAACGUGUGUCCUGAAUUCUUCUGACGCUUUGCUUUCUAUGGAAGAUAUACCGCGAAGUCUUGUUGAUGGGAUCGUUAUGGUUUAUCCCUCAUCAUGUGACCCCUACGACGAGUGUUCUACAUUUCCGUGUGUCAAUCACACCUGUGUGAACGGUUUAGGGACGUUAACGUGCGUGUGCAGUGGGGGAUGGAGCGGAACGCGUUGCGAGAUUCCACCUGACUACUGUCUGAACCAUUACUGCAAACACGGAGUGUGCGUUCCCGGAAACGGAACAUAUUCAUGCAACUGCACAGACUUCUACACUGGAAGCGACUGCUCUAUUCCUCCAGUAAACGGCAUGUGGUCUUUAUGGACGGACUGGUUAUCAUGUGGCGUAACAUGUGGAGGUGGUAAUCAGUCACGGGAGAGACAAUGCACAAACCCGACACCCGGGCCAGGAGGACUAACCUGCCAGGGCCCAGAUGUUGAGACGAAAUACUGCAAUACUGAGAAAUGCCCGGAAUGCCCAAAGCUCAAACGUAGCUUUGGUACAAUAGUUAAAUGUAUCAAAUCGCCAUCUUGGGAAAAUCGUUGUAAUGUAAGUUGCCUUAAUGGCACCACGUUUCCAAGCGGACAAGACCCAUUUCCCGAGUACACGUGUGGUCCCUCUACUAAUUAUGAAUGGAAUCCUAACAGUGCAAUACCGGAGUGCGUAGAUUACAAUUCACCUCUCAUGUAUGAAGCACGAAGUAUAGCGGAUUUGAAUGAUGUUUUAACUGAUUCGCAAAAGAAGGAGGUUGAAAAGUCAAUAUUAGAAAAGUUGACAACUGUCGCUUGUGGUAACGCCAAUACCUGCGAAAGAAGGGUAACAAUAAGUGACAAAUCUAACGAAAGUCGGAAGCGAAGUACUAGAUCAACACUAAAGGUUUCAGUUAAGAUGCAACUACCAGACUUGAACACGCUUAAUAUUGCCGCUUACGCACAAAAUGGAACAGAUACUUUCAACCCACUUCCCUAUAUAUGA